AUGGUGCAUCUGUCUGCCGGAUUAUACACUACGACCUCGUCAGUCUGCGUCCGCCGCGAGGGCCGGGAUCGGGCCGAUCUUGAUAUGUGGGGCAUGCCUGCGUCUUCAUCACUCACCUUCUGCUUCCGUCUCUGGCAUUCGGUGCACGACUUUUGGACUCUCAUCCGCCGCUUCGACGUUGGCUUCGACGACUCGGCGGCCAUGAUGUCCAAAGAUGCUCCCCGACGUGGAAAGAUGCGGGUUUCAACGUUUGCAUGGUGGCCGCCUCUUUAA
Messenger RNA from Colletotrichum higginsianum IMI 349063, 273 nucleotides. RefSeq lists its product as uncharacterized. The coding region runs from base 1 to 273 and encodes 90 amino acids. NCBI's taxonomy places the organism in Eukaryota, Fungi, Ascomycota, Sordariomycetes, Glomerellales, Glomerellaceae. The record is from RefSeq and is a predicted model, not a curated record. The transcript has a single exon.